Messenger RNA from Lathyrus sativus (Indian pea), 513 nucleotides. The record is from the annotation of a GenBank genome assembly. NCBI's taxonomy places the organism in Eukaryota, Viridiplantae, Streptophyta, Magnoliopsida, Fabales, Fabaceae.
AUGGCGAUGAUGCAAGGGGUUCAAAAGAACACCCUCUACGUUGGAGGUUUAGCGGAAGAGGUCAACGAAUCCAUUCUUCACGCAGCGUUCAUACCAUUCGGAGACAUUAAGGAUGUCAAGACUCCUCUUGACCAAGCCACUCAGAAGCAUCGCUCUUUCGGCUUCGUCACUUUCCUUGAACGGGAAGACGCUUCCUCCGCCAUGGAUAAUAUGGACGGUGCUGAACUCUAUGGUCGCGUCCUCACCGUUAAUUACGCCCUUCCUGAAAAAAUUAAGGGUGGUGAACAGGGAUGGGCUGCUCAACCAAUUUGGGCUGAUGCGGAUACUUGGUUUGAGCGGCAGCAACAGGAGGAGGACAUGCGCCGCCUGGAAGCAGAGAACAAAGCUGCAAUGCUGGCUGCUGAAGAACUGCACAGGAAGCAAGUAGCCGAAGAGCGAGAAGGAGAGAAAGAGGAAAUUGAGAUUAAGGAUGAUCCUAUGGCAAGGGCUGAAGCAGAGGUUGUUGGCAAUUGA